Haplochromis burtoni (Burton's mouthbrooder) is the source of this 3613-nucleotide messenger RNA. RefSeq lists its product as uncharacterized. NCBI's taxonomy places the organism in Eukaryota, Metazoa, Chordata, Actinopteri, Cichliformes, Cichlidae. The transcript has 16 exons. The coding region runs from base 351 to 2456 and encodes 701 amino acids. Gene Ontology annotation, molecular function: protein binding; ubiquitin protein ligase activity. Gene Ontology annotation, biological process: ubiquitin-dependent protein catabolic process; protein polyubiquitination. The record is from RefSeq and is a predicted model, not a curated record.
UUGGGAUGAGUGGAACAGCUAGUUAUCGUUAGCUAAAUAUUUUUUUUAUUUUUUUUCAGCGUGAUAACAAUUUUAUUUGCAGUUUUCUAUAUUUUGUUUAAUAACAAUAUCCGUUUUUGUGUAACCGUGUGUAUUCUCUAAAUCGACGCUCCUUAUUAUUGACUUAUGGCACAUUUUUUUAAGCAAGGGUCUAAACGAAAAACUUCUUUAAGUAUCAGCUGUUGUUUUUAUUCCUGUUAAACGCCCAAAUGUAUUUAAAAUACUCAUAUGUAGUAGUAACUUAAUAUCUAAAUACAACAGAAGUGGUCAUGUUACUGUGGUAACGUGGGGCGUCAGUGUGGUAAAUAAAAAUGAGCGCGCUGGGAUGGGACAGCAGUUUAAGUGCUGUGUUUUGGGACUGCUGUAGCUCAACCCAAGCAAGCUAUAAAGAAGACGCCCGAGUCAUCAUGGAUAACUGUGAUUUAGAGAAGCUCUGUGUUUCUGCUGGGAAGCUCCGUCCAUCGUUCACACCUGAAGUCACAGACUACAAAGUGACUGUGGAGAGCAGCGUCAACGAAGUGACACUGGACGUGAUGACAAGCGAUUGUGGGGCUUCAUAUAGUAUUCUCUUUGGUGAAAGGUCUAACACGAUUACACUGAAAGAUGGGUUGAACAGAGUAGGAAUCGAGGUGGUAGCUGAGGAUGGCACCAUAAAGAAAUACAGUGUGGAAAUCACCAAACUGUCAGCAAAGAUCGCAGAGCUCAGUAACCUGGCUUUGGAAGGAGAUAUUUCACUUCACCCCGCGUUUUGCACCAACGUUUUUGAAUACAAUAAUACUGUUCCCUUUUGUUGUAAUUCAGUGACACUCCUUCCUGAGGUGCCUGACAGAGGCAUUAAAGUUACAGUAAAUGGGGUGAGCAGCUCGGAACCAGUCCCUCUGAAUUUUGGAGACACAGUGGUGGAGAUUUCAGUCUGUUCACCAGAUGGCAGUGUUUCACAGGUGUACAAGGUGUUGGUGACUCGAGAGCUGCUUCCUGUGCCUGUGACUUUCACUGAUGUGAAGCAGCAGCUGGAGUAUGAAUGCCCAGUAUCGCUAAGUGCUUUCUACAGGCCUUUGUCUAUCAAUCACAGUGAACCAAAGAGCAUCUUCUCAAGGCCUUAUAUUGAGAUGCUUGCCCGAAGGUCAAAAGUUGACCCACUUAGUGACUGUCCUCUCGGAGACGGCUGGAAGGUUGUUGAACUGGACCUUGACAAGAAGAUGUCAGCUGCCUUGGUCAAGUGUUUCUUUUUUCACAGAGGGUGUGACACUACGAUGAAACUGUCUGAGCUUGGGUCACACAUUCUGGACUGUUUACAUAAACCCACUGGGGACCUAGAUGCAAAGGAUGUAACAGAGACAGAUUGGUAUAAGAAGCACUUUGAAUCAGCCAAAUGUCUGGAGACAGAGACUGAACACACCUGUGAGAUUCGUAACUGGGAGAAAAGACUACAAAUGACAGCAGCAGAAGACAGUGUUGACAAGUUGUGUGCUUUGGCCCAGGAGCACCUGAAACUCUACAGGCAACAUCUGCCAAAGCCAGGAGACCUGUUGCACCAUGAAGAUGGCCAGUCUCCUCUGCAUAGCCUGGAGCAGGCUGCUGUCCACUAUGCAUCAGCUAUCAGACUUAACUCCAGAGAUGCCAGGCUUCACUUCCAGCUGGGUCUCGUGCUGGAGGAGCACCAUUAUGCUACAGAGAUGUACAGCCUACAGAGGAAGGCUGACAAAGAGAGAGAUGAAUUAAGUGAUGCCAAAUCAACGGCACAUCAGGAUGACAUCUUGGCUGUGUGUAAACUGCACGGUUUCCUUGGAACACCCACAGUAGAGAACCAGCUGCAGGCUCUGGAUAAAGAGUAUCAUCUGCUCAAAGAGCAGGGACAGUCCAGCAAAGCAGACUAUGUUCAGACUCUCUACAUCUGGCUUUCUAAGAAAACUGGCAAGGACAUCAGUGCAACUAUGCAGGAUAAAGAGAGCUAUAUCCACCGAGCCCUUCUGAAGUACCUGGAUGCCUGGUCUCUGUGCCCAGAAAGCUGGGAGUACAGCCUCCAUGCAGGAAGGCUGCUGCUGCUGCAAGGGAGGGAAAGGGAAGCCCUGCUGCACUUUCACAAUGGGCUGGCCCUACGACCCCUACACCCUGCACUCAGAUUCUUCGCAGGCCUGGGUCUGCUACUGCAGGAACAGAAAGCCUCUGAGGAUGCAGAGAAGGAGGCUGCUUUGUUCUUACAACAGGGACUGGAGCACUUUAUCAGCCAGCGCUGCAGCAAGAGCUGGGAGGAGCAGGAUCUAUCGGACCCUCUGUCCAGCCGCAACACACAGUUCCUACGUGGCCUUCUUACUCUGGGGCAACUGCAGCAGAGAAGCACAUUAUGCACAAAGGCCAUGAGUGCUGAACAGGUCUAUCAUAUAACAAAAGUGGUGGCAGGAAAAGGUGGAGGUUAAAACUAAGGAAGCUGCCAAGCAGUCCAUCACCCAACCAGCUGGUGUAAAGGAGACUUGUGACAUCAAAUUGGCAAAAAGAGGAGUGCAGCAGAGCAGGUGAGGUUCUAGGUGUGUAGCAGUAGCUGUAACCAAAGCACCAGCUCCAGCUCCCACCAGGGGAGGGAAGGCUGUCCGGAAUCCAGCCAAAACCCCUGCAGCCAGGGGGAGUUCUGGAGCAGCUGCCAAGCCAGAUAGGGUGAAACUUUCUGGUCAUAACACUAAACCUCAGCUCCCGCUCAACAAGUCUAAACAGGACAGUUUCUCUGAUACUUUGAGGAAAGCUGAGGUUGCUGUGACAGACAAAAUCCAUGAGUCCAGUCUGAUGAACCGCAGAUCUCAUGCAGCAAGACUGGGUCUGGCUCGAGCUUACUCACGAUCUCCAAACACCCAGGACCAAGCAAAACAGCUAUACCAAGAGGUCAUCGCAAUGGCACCAGAGGUCAGUCAUCUUUUAUAUUUGCAUUUUAAAGCGUUUCCCAAAGUUUCACAAUAGCUUCCAGUCACAUUAAGUGAGGAUUUUAUUAACAUGUUCUUUCUCCCACCAACUCUGUGGAAUAGCCACAUGUUCUGCUGUUGGACUAGAAAAUUAAACUAAUAUAUUCAGAUUUUAAAGUCUCGUGCUCAAGACUUGAAAGCGGUUACCCUUUGUUCAUAAAUCUUUGCCUGAAAAAAAGAUCUCAAUUAUGUCUGAAGAAAAUGUGCAGUAUAAUUCAAGACAUUCAAAAUAUGAGGGAGAGAUUCAUAUAGAACUAAUAAAAUGUCAUUAUUUGAUCAUUUGAUUCAAAUUUAGCUGAGAUUUCUGAGAAAAUACUUUCAUACAUCUCAUCUACAGUGAAUAUAGUCAUUCAAGAACAUUUAGGAAAAAGAUUUCCCAUUACAUGUCUUCGAUAUUUAGAAAACCUCUAAAAGUUGUAGUUUAAAUAUUUUUAAAGAGUCUCAUGCUCUUGGUGUUUAUCUGGUUUAAUGCAGUGCAGAUCAAAUAUGAUUAAUGAACUGACUGUUUAGAUCCAUGAUGCCUACAUUGAGCUUGCGCAGCUGCUGGAGCCAUCCGACCCUCAGGCUGCUUUGGAUGUAUACUGCAAAUUCCCUUUGAAGCCUGUGGCUGAGCAAAACUUCGA